AAGUGUCAUCUGUGAUUUUACGAGUGUUUAUUAUUUGAAAAUGACGGAAGAGAAAAUUGGCUCGUUAGAGGAGGAAGCUUUGAAGAGAAAAGAACGACUUCAGGCGCUCAAACGAAAGAAUGAAGAGGGCAAAGAAAAUGAGAACGACACAGUCGAAAAUUUGCCAAAGCCAAAAUUUCGGAGUUAUAAGCCGCAGGACGAAAGUUUGAAGAAUAAUGUGAUAGAGGAUGCGAAACCCGGCGAUGUGGAAGCUGUAGUUCAGGAGCAACUGGACGCUGCGAACAGUAAAGUGGUUAUCGAGGAACUGGAUAUCAGUAAUUUAGCACCGAGAAAGCCUGAUUGGGAUCUGAAGCGAGAUAUAGCCAAAAAAUUGGAAAUAUUAGAGAGGAGAACGCAGAAAGCGAUAGCAGAAGAAGUGAGGGCACGUCUCAAACAAGGCCAACAAGAUUUAGCAGCUUACUCCAAACGGUUACGUGAGGAGUGUGGGGACCGUCGACGUGACACCGUCUGGAAAUCCUUGGCUGAUUUAAAGUGAUUAUCUUGAGAAUGAUGAACAUCCUCGGCGUCCUUCUUCCAUUACGCAAAAUCUUUAUUGUUGCACGUACGAUUACGUGAGACACAUGCAAGAGAGACAUCGUCUACAGAGGUCCGAGACAUCUGACGAUAACGCGAAAUUUCGAAAAAAACUGCAACGUUAUGCAUGAUAAAAAUAUCUCGCGAAAUCGAAUAACAAUCGCUACUGGUCGAAGAAUCGGUAAAAAAUGUUACAUCUUAAAAGUAUCACCUGCUUGUUUUUGAACAUAUAAUAAUAAGGAUAAUAACAUAUGUAAAUCAAAGAAACGAGGGAAUUGAAUUUAACCAACUGCGAAAAAGGCUGUUCAAACAAUGGCCUUCAAACAAUAGUCUAUUCUAACAAUAGACUGAAAUAUAUUCAGAAAAAGAUGAACGUUCGUGUAGACGCGAUUACGAUUCCAUUAAUUUUGUAUAACAAAAUCACAGAGAUCGAUAUUGCGUGGCUAUGCGAAUUGUCCCAAAGUUACUACGUCUGUGACAAUUUGACAGAACGAUGCAAACUGUAUGUUUGCGCAUGAGGCCUUCACUUAUAAUUUAUCGUUAGAAUUUCUCUUUAAAGUUAAAUGCAUGACGUUUUGCUUUACACAUUAAGCGAUUUUACUCGAUUACGCUUUAUAAUUUCAAACUUUUGAAGCGUGUAACUUUCGAACAUCAGCUUUCGCAACAUCGUCUGUACUUGAUUAAAAAAAAAUUCUUUCACUAAAUGUGCCUUAACAUUCCAUUUGUCGAUCCAUCAAAUAUUGUCUCUUAGGAUAAUGCAUACAUGCGUAUCGCUUGUAAAUUUACAUUUUUACGAUAGCAAACAAGCCUCGAAAGCGAUAGCAAUGUUUCGUGCUUGCGUUACAACAACGUGUGAUGAUCAUCAGGGAUUAUGCAAUUCUCAAGUUCUAGGUCCUUUCUUUAAUUACAACUGAUUACUCGUCAAGACGCGCGUCUUAACGACAGCAGAAAUGGCGCACGCAGGCACACACAUAAAAACCGAUAUAAAAUGAUAAUACCGUUUCGAUACCUGCAUGGCAACUUUUAUCAGACGACUCACUAAGAAAAUAUGAGACAUUAGUCUACCUCGAAAGGAUUAGUUGACAAUCACUUAACGGCGUAAUGGAUUACGAAAAAAGUGUCGCUUCAGAUAAAAAUUCAAUUUUUUCCGCUCCGAACAACGCAAUAAUACAUAAUUCUGUUCAAGACUGUUGAAGAGAGUUUUCUGCAUUCAAUAUGUAAAAUUACUCGAUCGGAUGAUGCAUGGGAUACAUAUACAACUACAUUUAUUUGUGGUGAUUUAACUUAACAUAAUGAUUCGCCUGACGUGUGUCACGAGAAUAAUCCGUCAAAUUACGCUCAUCACUUUUGCACGAUGAUCAUUAUAUUUGUAUCAUUAGUUAUAACGAUUGUUUCUACAGUUUGACAUAGCGUUCAUACAAUAUUGAAAUACAUAUUGAAGUAUUGGAAACGGAAACUUGCGAAAAUACCUGCUAAAUUAAAUUAUUAUUGAGCUCUGUUACAUAUAGCAGAAUCUCUGUUGAUAAAAUUAUAAUUGGCAUCUUAAUCGCACGUCCUGUAUUCUCUGUAUGAUGUUUUGCGGUCAUCUUCAGCAAUAAUUUCAAUGUAUUAAUGCACUUCAUCAUGUGCACUAAACAUUCAUCUCUUAAUAAUACUAUUCGGGUAUUGUAGUUGAAAUUUAAGUCACGUGUCUGAUAUAUACAUUAAUCGACUUAAUGAGGCAGAUAAUUUAUUUGUUUUAUUUCGUUUUACUCGCGUGUAGCUGAAUCACAUUUUAUUGUACUCGAAAAUAAAAAUACGUCUGUAGCAUGAUGAUUUUGGUAAGUUAUACAUUAUUGCUUGUUAUCGAGACACAAUAUUUUCAAUCGCGAGAUUCACAUAUGACAAGCUUGCAGGAAACAUCGGAUAAUUUUAUUAUUGUCUUCAUUAUCAUUGUCUUCAUAAUCUCUCGUUGAAGCUAAUGUCGUGAUUUUAAUAUUUUCUUUGUUACUAACAAAUAAUCAUCGCAACUCAUUGUCAGUCAAACAGACAUACAAAUAUUUUUCUACAAUAUUUAACAAGAACUUGAUACGACCUCUACGUAUAAAACAACAUCAAUUUUAUGUUCAACAGUUUUAUGAUAUUAUUCUGUGUAAUCAUUAAAACGACUAUAAAGUACUAAUAUCUUAUCUGAUAUCUUAUUUUUAAAAUCUUAUUUCUAAAGUCA
This is a messenger RNA of Temnothorax curvispinosus, 2779 nucleotides long. Its product is annotated as coiled-coil domain-containing protein 12. The record is from RefSeq and is a predicted model, not a curated record. NCBI's taxonomy places the organism in Eukaryota, Metazoa, Arthropoda, Insecta, Hymenoptera, Formicidae. Gene Ontology annotation, cellular component: post-mRNA release spliceosomal complex; U2-type spliceosomal complex. The coding region runs from base 41 to 535 and encodes 164 amino acids. The transcript has 4 exons.